UGUCCUGAACUUCCAGUGUGAUUUGUUGACUGUACUGCUCCGCUCAAUGGUGAGGGUGACGGCUUGUCUGAAUACCGUAACAAAGCGAGCUACAUUAAUGCAUUGAUGUUAAGUUGACGGUUGAUAAAACGCUUGGAUAUCACGCUUUUCGUGAUUAAGGUCAAAGGCUUGGAGCAACUGAAGAACAGAAGGCUUUCUUCUUCCCUUUCUUUUAGACUUCUACUUCCUCUUUGAAUCUAGGGUGAGAUAACUGGCAGCCAGAAACACAUUAUUUCUGUCAGCAGGGAAGAUGGAGUCCGAUGCAAGUGUAUCCAAUGGCGCAGGGCCUGUGCAGGAGGCAAAAGAAGAGACCCUCAGUCCUGAAGAUCUGUCUGAGAUGCUUGCAGAAGGGACCAAAGAGGUUCAUGAAAAGGCUGAGAAUACCCAAUUUGUGAAAGAUUUCCUCAGGGGACGGAUCCGCAGAGAGCUAUUUAAGCUUGGUUCUGUAGCACUCUACUACACUUACACAGCCAUGGAGGAGGAGAUUGAGAGGAACAAGGACCAUCCACACUUCGCACCGCUUUAUUUUCCUGUAGAGUUGCACCGUCAUGAAGCUCUGGCUCGUGACCUUGAGUACUUCUACGGUCCUGACUGGCAGAACCAGAUCAGCUGUUCCCAGGCCACUCAACACUAUGUAGACCGUAUCCACCAAGUAGGGCUGGAGGAUCCAGUGCUGCUGGUUGCCCAUGCCUACACUCGCUACAUGGGAGACCUUUCAGGAGGUCAGGUCUUGAAGAAGGUGGCACAGAGGGCCAUGAAACUCCCUCCUACAGGAGAGGGUCUAGAAUUCUAUCAUUUUGAUGGUAUUCACAGUGCCAAAGCAUUCAAGCAGCUUUACCGCAGUCGGAUGAAUGAGUUGGAACUGGACAUGGAAACGAAGAAAAGGCUGGUGGAGGAGGCUGUAAAGGCCUUCCACUUCAACAUGGAGGUGUUUCAGGAGUUGGAAGAGAUGGGGAAAAAUAUUCAAGAAGAUGUUUUAGAUGCUGGUAUGCCCGUCCAUGGAGCGAUGGGUGGAGACAUCAACAAAUGCCCCUACUAUGCUGCCAAAAUGGCGGCAUCGGGUGGAACAGCGUACGCCUGUCAACUCACCAUGGCUUUACUCCGACACCCAACAGGACAAGUUCUAUUUGCUACUUGGUUUGCUGCUUUGGCUGGAUUGGCGGCGUGGUAUCUGAUGUGAUCCAGCCGUCAUCAUGUUAUUCUGCUGCUGUGAGAGAAAGAGAAGGAAAAAUAAGAGACAAGAAUGUGUGAAGGCUAGAAAAUUCCCAAAAACUGUAGUCCCUUUCAUUGUCUCACACAGAUAUUCUUAAGGGGUCCGAGUUUAUUUUUCGCAUUUGCUUGGACCUGCCCCUUACCUAUGGAAUUCCAAUGAGAUGAGCUACAGUGUAGGACCAGUAGGACAUCAGCUCCAUCCAUCCAUCAAAGCCACAUCUUGUUACAGUUUGUCCUGCAGUUUUGUCAUUUCUCUACCUCUUUGCACGAUCCAUCCAACUCCAGUGUGUGUGAUCGUUCCCCAAAAUCCUCUAGCUUUUUGCUUAUUUUCACAUGAAAGCACACAAUAUGAGUAGAUAAUUUGCUGUGAAAUGACAUUUUGACUUACUUAUUGAACAGGAAGGUUAGAGAGUUUGAUAUGAAAAUUUUAAUUGGCUCUACAGUGGAUUGAGGAGAGCUUCAGAGAGAGCUUAGGAAAAGGAAUAUUAAUUAAUACUAUGCAUUUGUUAUGCAUGUGAAGGAUAACAGUCUUACAGACUGCUGUGCUUUAUAAUGUGGCCUUUGUUUUUCCAUUGAAAAUAUUUUAAUUUGCUGGAAGAAGUUGAACUUAGUAAGGAAAUAUUCAAACGGUUUUUUAUUUGUAAAUGUAAACAUAGGAAACAUUUCAGUUGACUGUAUUUUUAUUCCUACAUGCUGCCGAUAUCUGUGUCUGUGUCCAGAGGCAUUGAGUGUUUGGGGUGUCAGUCUGUCCAUCCAUCCCAUACACAUGAAAGUGAUAUCUCAGGAACGACUUUAGGGGAUCUCUUCAAAUUUGGCACAAAUGUUCGCUUGGACUGAAGGAAGUACUGAUAAGACUGUGAUCAUACGAAAGAUGUUUUCUGCCAUAACUCAAGAAUUAGCUAAAUUUUACACAG
Sphaeramia orbicularis (orbiculate cardinalfish) is the source of this 2165-nucleotide messenger RNA. RefSeq names its product heme oxygenase 2b (gene hmox2b). Lineage: Eukaryota; Metazoa; Chordata; Actinopteri; Kurtiformes; Apogonidae. The transcript is spliced from 7 exons. Gene Ontology annotation, biological process: heme oxidation; response to oxidative stress; heme catabolic process. The coding region runs from base 290 to 1219 and encodes 309 amino acids. The record is from RefSeq and is a predicted model, not a curated record. Gene Ontology annotation, molecular function: heme oxygenase (decyclizing) activity; heme binding.